Messenger RNA from Cygnus olor (mute swan), 7354 nucleotides. RefSeq names its product WD repeat domain 33 (gene WDR33). Gene Ontology annotation, molecular function: protein binding. The coding region runs from base 108 to 1004 and encodes 298 amino acids. The transcript has 8 exons. The record is from RefSeq and is a predicted model, not a curated record. Gene Ontology annotation, cellular component: mRNA cleavage and polyadenylation specificity factor complex. Lineage: Eukaryota; Metazoa; Chordata; Aves; Anseriformes; Anatidae.
AAGAUGAUGACAAGCUGGUGGUUUGGGAGUUUACAUACCUAGACAGCUCUUGAGUCGAGAGAGACCUAGAAACACUUGAGGAACAAGUCAGCAGAAACCUUGUGAAGAUGAGCAAGGAGACCUGCGGGUCUUUCAGAAACAAGAUAGCCAUGGCCACAGAAAUUGGCUCCCCGCCCCGAUUUUUCCACAUGCCGAGGUUCCAGCACCAGGCGCCUCGGCAGUUGUUCUACAAAAGACCUGAUUUUGCACAGCAGCAAGCAAUGCAACAGCUUACUUUUGAUGGAAAACGAAUGCGAAAAGCUGUGAACCGAAAGACUAUAGACUACAAUCCCUCUGUAAUUAAAUAUUUGGAGAAUAGAGUAUGGCAGAGAGACCAGCGAGAUAUGCGAGCAAUCCAGCCUGAUGCAGGAUAUUAUAAUGACUUGGUCCCUCCCAUAGGAAUGCUGAACAACCCUAUGAAUGCUGUAACAACAAAAUUUGUUCGGACAUCUACUAAUAAAGUAAAAUGCCCAGUAUUUGUUGUCAGGUGGACUCCUGAGGGGAGACGCUUGGUUACUGGUGCAUCUAGUGGAGAGUUCACAUUGUGGAAUGGACUGACUUUCAAUUUUGAAACAAUAUUACAGGCUCACGACAGCCCUGUAAGGGCUAUGACUUGGUCACACAAUGAUAUGUGGAUGCUGACAGCAGACCAUGGGGGAUAUGUGAAAUACUGGCAGUCCAACAUGAACAACGUCAAGAUGUUCCAGGCACAUAAGGAGGCGAUUAGAGAGGCCAGUUUCUCACCCACGGAUAAUAAAUUUGCUACAUGCUCUGACGACGGCACUGUUAGAAUCUGGGACUUUCUACGUUGCCAUGAGGAGAGAAUUCUUCGAGGUUUGUACUUAACUACUCAUCUAAAUUGUGUGGAGGAAAUGGGGAUUGCCUGCGCACACAGUUGUCAAGAUUACAAUAAACUCAAAUUCUCAUACAUUCUUAAAAUGUUUGGCAUAAAGUGGAAGGAGUAAAGCAUUUCAUUUACACCAUAGAAAACAGAACUUACACUACCUUUCCUUCUGUUACAUUGUGUACUUGAACACUGUGACCACAUCUUAAAUAGAACUAUGCUUUAAUUUCUUGUAGUUUGUAUAUAAUCACGAUCUGCAAUUUUUAGUUGGCAGAACAGCUCUCUAAAGAAAAUCUUUGCUUCUACUUGUGCAAUGUACCCACAGUAUACUUUGUUAUAUAAGUUGGAAAUAUUUUCAAAACUUCACAUCUCUGGAUAAAAUUAGGCCAGGUUACUUUGUUUCUGCUGCUAGAUAAGCAAGGUCUGCCAAGUAAAAACACCAAAAACAAAACAAAAAAAACACAACCAACCAACCAAAAAAAAGAAACAACCUAGAAACACAUACACUGGGUGUUUGGGGAGUGUGGGGGGAAUGUUUCUGUAAAACUUACAAGUUUAGUUUAGUUUAGGCUUUAUUCCCUAGCACUAUUUAAGUGAUCAGAAGACAUAUUUGAGAGAGCUGUAUGGGAAACACUUAAAUAGCUUCCUUGGUGGAAAAUACAGACUUUCAUUAAUUAUUUGGAGUCUAGUGUGUAUGGCUUUCAGAAACUGAUCUUCAGCUUUUUGCUUCUCCACAUGCAUUUUGCCUUUAGGUAAUAUUUCGCUUAGUACAGCCUUAAAAAUCUAAAUUAUUUUGUAAUUGCCCUUCCAAAGUUACAGUAAUCUGCAAAUUAAAAUUCUGGUGGAGCUUCACUAUACUUCAUUAUGUACAAAAAUUUUUUAUAUCAAAUGCCCUGAUAAAUGGUUUUUAUUACCUUCACAAACCAUGUUUCAGCUGUUCUGGUUAAUAUUGAUGCUAUGAAGUUUAAGUGAUACUACAGUAUAGUUCAGAUAAAAAACUUCACUUAGUAUGUUAUAGUACUCUUCAGGUUAUCUCACUCAAUUACAAAUUCAAAUGAAAUUGUCAAUUUGCAGUCACAUGUAUUCAAAAGAAGAAAAUGUAUCACUCAGGGAUAAAACAAAUAUAUCGUUAUUUGUACUUCUCUAUUUCUUAGUAACCAAUUAAGGAAUGUAGUUUAAAAAAGCAGACCUAAGAACUUUAAUGUUAGAGAAUGCUUUUAAAGCAAUUCUACAAAGAAUCUUAAAGGUAGUGGGAUAAGCUUUGGUAUAGAAAGGAAAAUAUUCUGUGGACUUACUAUAGACACUUCUGUUUGCAGUGGAAUCAACUGAUACAAUUUAUUUCCAUUAUUGAAUGAAAUGGUUCCCUUUACUCAAAAGUGGUCUAAACGAGCAAUUCUAAUCAUAACUUCUAAGGGCUGAGAAAACAAAUUGGAAGUGGUAAAUUAUGUGGGACUUCUUGUUUUAAAGGUUUUGCUGGAGUUCUUUCAGCUGUCUGCAGUAGGCUACACAGCAUAGCUAAAAGCUACAUACGAGCUAAUAAAUAAUACAUAUGAGCUAAAUCAUUCAUUAAAGACAUUUUCUGCAUGAGGCAGAACGUUUUACCUGUCCAGCUUCCUUUUUGGUCAAAAUGAAAAUAAACAGUGCACCCUGUUUUGUUCUUCAUACAUAACGCCAGAAGUUCUGGAUCCUUUUUCUUUAACCUUCCUAAGAGACCCUUUGCUGCCGAGCUUUUCACUGAUUUAUGUUGCUUUCCUGCUGUUUCUACCAUCAUGGCUUUCUGUAUGGGGGUUUUCUGUUUUGUUAGGAGUAUGUGCAAAUCAAGCAAGCCACUUUUUAAUAACGUGAAGAAGUAAAUAGGAUAAAAAUCUUCCAUUCUUUGGGGAACCGUCCUUAAGUCAGUCAUCUUAAAGUGAAUUAUCUUGCAAGAGUAUGAAGGUGGGGGCAAUGGCAUCAUGUCAAAGUCAUUUAUCUUCUUGCUUCUCCUCAAACCAAUUGUGGUGUGUCUUUUCUCUUGAAGCAAAGCUUUUGUUCUAAUUCUGCACCAGUAGCUUCUGUCUAUGUUAAUUUCUGUAAUGUUAUUUUAAAAUGAUGGUAACAAGUAUAUUUGGUGUACUUGCUAAAAAGCACUGGUUGGAAUCUAACUUGUUGAAAACAAUUUUUUUUAAAAAAAAAAGAAGGCAUAUGAAACAGUCAAUGGAAUAUCAGUAUGUUUUCAUGUCAAUAGUCUGUGACUCUGAAGGACGUUUCCUGUAAUGACACAUAACAAAACACUGUUCGAUCUUCAGUCUAAGCAACUGCAGUGAAGUUAAUGCCAGGACUCAUAUAAACAGUUCCCAGUUCUGUGUGAACUUACGUGUCAAUGGCUUUUAAUAGUGCUAAUUACACCUGAAACAUUUUUUUUUGAAAAAACAUACUCAGUGAAAGCUUGAUGUCCCUUUUUGUUUAUUAAGAAAUUAAUGUUAUCAAUGAUUUGGCAGGUGGCGGGGGAUCUCUGGGUAUUGGGUCUGUGCGUUUGUAUUCCUGAAAACUUUUUAGGUAGAUUAUUUGUGAACAUAUGAUUUCUUAAUUAUUCCCAGCAUGAAACCAUUGGUUAGGAGGCUACAAAUUCAAUUUUCAAUGUUGUCAAUUUCAUUGUCACUCCUUCUUUCUUUCACACUGAUACACGCAACAUCUAGUUGAAAUGGGUACUUAGGAGAACUGUAAGGUUCUCAUUCUGAAGUCCAGGUUGGCUGUAUUUUCCCAGGCUUCAAAGGUUUUCUGGCUUAAAUAAAUCUUUAGGAGAAGGUGAGUCCAGCUCUCUGAAGGAUGGUGACCCAGGAUUUAAGAUGUUUUUUAGACAAAUUUUCUGUUUUUUUUUGGCUGUAGAACAGAAUAAAUUCUCUUUCAUCCAACAUAGUAGAUGAGGCAAAAGAUUUUUCUUAAUUUAACUUGAACAAUGAAAAGCAAUCAUGAUUCCUGUAUGUUCUUGCUGGAUUUAAAAUUUGCGGUUUGUAACAGUACAUAACUUCUUGCCGGUGCAUGCUUUACUCUUAUAGGAAGUCUUUUUGCUUUUAUCUUCAUUAACGUUGUUCUGCCAAGAACUUCUUGUUCAGGCUUAAUACCAGUCUAAAACCUCCUUACCAACAAAAUAACACAUAUAUUGUGUACGUGCACACUUGAAAUCGCUACAGUUAUGGUAAACUAUAUUAUUUCUUGUUUGCUCACAAUAUCUGCAAAAUGUAUCUCCACAGCUAUAAUUUUUUUCUUCUUUUCUUCCUUCCUUCUACUCUGUUUUUAGGGUCUUCAUAAACAAAUGAAAUAUCAUGUAAUGUCUCUGAUUGUUUAAGUAUCUUGUACUGGUUGUAUACUCUGAACUUUCUGACUGUAGGUGAAGGAUCUCUUCAUAGUUCUUGCUAUCUGCUACCUUAUUGAAAUGGCAAAUCUUGUACUUAAAUUUUGGAGAUGUGUUCAGUAGAUGAAAGGAACCUGAGAACCAGAACCAUAUCUUCAUAUUAGUCCUCCAAUUUUAAACAUGUUAGUAGCUAACUCUUAGCCUUUGAAGCAGUGUAGCCUCAAAUUGUUACCUUUUCCUGGAAUGUGAUAGAACUCUAUAUUGGAUGAUGUAAAAGAAAAGAUGGAAAUAGCAGUAUCGAGAUUUCUUUUUCCCUCUCUUCUAUAUGAGGUUUUUCUUCUGUUUGUUACAUUUGUAGGGAUAGAAAACCCAGCAAAUUCAAGAAAUGCAUUUAUGCUGAUGCUGUGUAGAGAAGGCAAGUCCUUGAAUUUUUGAACUUAAACAAACAAACAAAAAAAAAGGUAUUUGAAAUGUGAGUAUAGAAUCAGUUAAAACUCUUCUUUGUUGUUGGGCUUUAGAAUGCCAGUUACACUUCAGAUCUUUGAUCUUUGUGAGUCUUCAUUGCCAAAGCAAAUUUUGGGAUGGGAUGAGGGUGGGGACUAGGUUGCAGCUAAGUCUGUUGAGGUACAGUUACACUCCAGACAGCUGUGCAUCAAACUUCUCAUGUGUUCUAGACACAAAUAAUGUUAGGGAUCUCAGUAGGAUGUUAAUAAUGACUCUGUGAUGUGAGGGUCUCUUCUCCUCUUCACAGUGUUCAGGUGAUUUUUGCUCCAUCUGACAUAUUUGGGCGCUUCUGUUCUGCUGUAUGUGUAGUGCCAGCCCUGAUGCUUCUUUUUUGGAGUUGUGCAAGGUUCUUGACCCAGUCUCAGUUGUCUGCUACCAUUCACUUUUUAAUUUCAUUAGGAAACCUCUCAGUUGCCUUUGUGAGAUUGAGUUAGAAAUACUGUACACAAUUUCCAGCUUCAUCAGUGGAGGUCAUCAAGCAAAAUGUAUUUUCCUAGUGUCUUUUCUUUACUCUUUUCCCAGAGUUAAGUAACACUAGGGAUUUGGAAUGUGAAUAAAGAUACUUCCUUGAGUUCAUAAACUGUAUCAAUCAUUCUGAUGCUUGUUAGGAUGGUGGGUAUAGUCCACGUGGUCGAUGGGAAGAAUCAAACCUCUUCUGGCAUGAAGCUAUUAAAAUAUGUUCAUGUCACCUCAUAACUCAAUCUUACGGCUGAAUGCGCCUUUCAAUGCUACAGCAUCUUGGUUUUCUCUAUAGGAGAUUUUACUAAAAUACCGAGUUCUGCUUGUAUUGAACAUAAAUGUGUCUCUCUGGGAGUUGAGAAACUUCCUGGUAUGUUGGCUUCUAUUGGGUUUCUAUUUGAAAAGUGUUCUGGUUUGAACAAAAUCCUUUGAUUUGAUCAACUACACUUGAGUUCCUUGGUUUCUAUGACUAAAAGGUGGUGGUUAGCGGGUAGCUUCGUAACGCUUUUGCUCUGAUCCUAAAGCAGCACCAAGGGAAGUGAGAAUAUCAAAGACUGCUCUUGGGGCUUUCUGUCUCUGACAAGCCUGUAAGGUUUUGGUCUUUGUUACAGUUCUGUUCUGAAUUAUGUUAUGGUUUAAGUACAACAUUCUAAGUCUUAUAGUUCUGAUUUUCAUCUAGAAUCUAGUGUUGAGUUACCAAAAAAAUAAUAAUUCAUGAACUAGCAAUAUAAAGGAUUCUCAAUUGGUAUAUUAGAAAUCAUGAAAGAUAAACCACAACACCAUGCUUUAAAAAAAAAGUUAGCAGACACUUCUGUCAACAUUUUCAUAAUACAAGAAUGAAGAGGCACUGUAUGGGAACGAGAUUAUUUUGGAUUCAUCUUUGAAAUGAUUGUUUUCCUCCUGGUAAAUAUCCUGAUGUUGAAAGUUGCAUAAUCUGUCACAUUGAGUCCAAGGGCAGAUUUCACACUAAAAGAAGGUUAUAUUUGCUAAUCUAUUCUGUUACGCUUGGAGGGAAUGUUGGAAAACCCUAAUGUUUCACAGGACAGCCAAGUCUUAGCACUGUUGAGAUAACAGAUGCUCGUAAAAGAAGUUAUAAUUACGUCAGUAGGGUUUCUUGCAGCUACUUCCUUUUGUGUGUUUGAUAAUUACAGAGGGUAGGUGAAUACUGGACUAGGUGAAAACUUUCAUGCAGCUUGUUAGUAUAAAUACUUCAGUGGUGAGAACUUCACUGUUACCUGUUGUGACCAUGUUCAAAACUAAUAUGAUAUGUCGCAACACUCUGCAUAGUGUUCAGGAUCUCAUCAACGGUGAGAACCAUUGAUGCAGGUGUGUUUUAUCCUAAUGUUCUGUUUAUUGUUUUUGAGAGGAAAAGCAACACUUUAAUCAGUAAUCAGAUUUCAUUUAUAUUAAUGAAAAAAAUCCCAAACUACAUAGGCAUUUAAAUACUGAUGCUAAGAUAAAAACAUUUUUGCUUUCUCUGUGCAAGUGUAAUUGUUGAACAGAAUGUAGGCUGUAUGCAAUUAAGAAUGGUAGCUUCCUUAUAGCUACUCACUAGUAAUUGUCAUAUUAAAGGUUCUCAGCAGAAACAAAAUGGUCUGGAGUUACUCUUACAAAAGUGUUGUAACUCGUCUUCUGAUAAAAUCUUAUGUAUGGAUAUGUACUCAAAAUCAGGCACUUCUUUUUUUUUUAAUGGAAUCUAGACUAGAUUCCUACAGAAAUAUGCUAUUUCUGAAGAAAUAUCAGAGGUCGUCAAAAAAAAGAAAAUCCUCAUCAGUGCAUAGAAGCUUUCCUUGCAGGCCUCUUGGUUGUUUUUUUUUUUUCUUGUGUGUGUGGGUUAAACAGACUUUUUAAACCAUCCUGUAGUUACUGUACUCAAAAGCUUUUGUGCAUCUAGGCAAGCAUAGGUUUUACCAAGCUUUUGAUAUUUUAUUUCACGUAAUUUUAAUUGCAUGCUUAAAUUACUUGGUAUAUUAAUCUCUGAGUGAUAUUCUGACUUUAGUAGUGAGAGAGUUCAAAUUUUAUUAUAUGAAUAAUAUUGUAGUUAUGAUACUUAACAUUACAUGUUCGUAAGGACAGCCAGGCACCAGAAGAUAGGGGGAAAGCUUGGAAAUGUUUUCCCUAAAACACGGUGGUUCUAUUUUUUCUUUCAUACUUGCCUGACCUUAUGUUCUCAUGAA